This is a messenger RNA of Drosophila guanche, 1663 nucleotides long. Its product is annotated as leucine-rich repeat and transmembrane domain-containing protein 2. The transcript has 8 exons. NCBI's taxonomy places the organism in Eukaryota, Metazoa, Arthropoda, Insecta, Diptera, Drosophilidae. Bases 277 to 1656 code for a protein of 459 amino acids. The record is from RefSeq and is a predicted model, not a curated record. Gene Ontology annotation, molecular function: potassium channel activator activity; voltage-gated potassium channel activity; transmembrane transporter binding. Gene Ontology annotation, cellular component: voltage-gated potassium channel complex.
ACAGACAAUCGCGCGACUCGCCCGCCUUGGCUGCAAAAGCUGCAAUCGUACGGUACACAAGAAAGAAACAGUGCAAAAAGCUCGCUGCAAUUGCCAAAAUCGAAGAAAUAAGCAAAUACGCGAGCACAUAAAAGCGAAAGACAUAAACCAAGGCUGGUGAAAUUAUCGACCAAACAAAUGAAAUUUAAAUCAGCCAACAACAAAAUAUAUUAAUUAUAUUGCUAAACAAGUGGAAACUAAACAAUAAAUAAAUAAUACAUUAAUAAACCAAUAAAAAUGCACGUCUAUUACAAAUUUGGAUUGCUCUUGAUAUUUUUGCUCAGCGUCAGCAUCAGCCACACAUUUGCAGCUCCAGCGGCUGGGCAACAGAGCAACAGUUCGUUUGAGGACUAUGAGUACGAGGAUGAUGACUAUAGCGAAGAGACGGCGUCCAAGGGAUCACCGGAGACAGCUGAGAACAGACUGAUGCCAUUCACAUCUUCAACAUCAACCACAACCACAUUUCGACCGACAUUUAACAUACCACGACGCAGCAAUCUGGUGCUGGAGCCCAGCUGUCCACGACAAUGCCGAUGCGUGGAGGACAAGUAUAUCCAGUGCUCCAAUGCUCAUCUCACCCAUGUGCCCCUGGACAUUCCUAGAACGGCAGCCAUCAUAGACUUGAGCUAUAAUGUGAUUGCCGAACUGAGGCCAGAGGACUUUGCCAAUCUAUCCCGCCUGGUGGAGAUCAAUUUGAACCACAAUCUGCUCACUCAUCUGGAUAAAGAGGCUUUCUAUGGCUUGGAACGUUUGAGGCGGCUGCGUUUGGCCAACAAUCGUCUCACCAAACUCGAACCCGAUACCUUUGUGGGGGCCACAGACUUGGAGCUGCUCGAUCUGAGCAAUAAUUCAAUUACGCAGCGUUUGGAUGGAUCAUUUCUCAAUCAGCCCAACUUGAUUGACUUCAGUUGCUCGAAUUGCAGCUGGACAGAGCUGCCGGAGCAGACGUUCGUGAAUAUGAGUGCACUGCAAACGCUGCGCUUAAACAACAACGAUUUCGAACAGAAAAUCAAUACGCGAGCUUUUGCACCGCUAAAAAAUAUAAUUAAACUAAAACUGCCAGAACUGGACCAGGCCAACAUCGAGGAAUUGUGCAACCUGCUCAAAUCCAUUGACAACAUCAGCUUUAGGCACUUUGAUGUGAGCUGCUUCGAGCUGGUGCUGGGCACAUCGUUCAACGAGAGUCUGAUCCAGGCCACAGAUCCGCCCUUCAAGCGGGUGACGGGCCUGCCCACCGCUGCCACCACAAUACGGCCAGCCGCAACUCCAGCCCCGACACGCACAGCAACUCGCAAUCGGAAUAAAAUGGCAAACAGCACAGCGGCGGCCAUUGAAGUGGCAAAGGCUGGGAUCAUGGGCACCGUGACCGAGAGCAGUGGCGUCUCUGUGGAGACGACCACAGACAAGGAGAAGCCCUACCAAGUGCCCAUCUCACAGGAGACUAUCAACACGCUGCUCAUCUGCAUCAUGGUACUGGCGGUCAUUGGCAUUGUCAUUGGCCUCAUUUGCCGCAAGGAUGUGGGCGGCAUCAAGACCAAAUGCUGCCGCACCAGCAAACCAGAGCCAAAGGAUCAGGUGCAUCCCACUGAGGAAAUACCCUUAAAUAAGUUAGCCUAAGUAGAAA